AUGAACAAAGCUUCCGAGAAGAAGACUGAUCUCAUUGUAUUCCCAGAAGCUACUAUCGGCGGAUACCCAAAGCACUCGACCUUUGGUAUUCAGGUAGGCCUGCGAACAGAUUCAGGACGGCAAGAAUAUCUGCUAUAUUACAACGCCUCUAUUGAGGUGCCGUCGCCCACCACGGAUACACUUGCACAAUUGGCAAAAGAGACCAACAUGUCUGUGGUCAUUGGCGUGAUUGAGCGUGAACGAGGGACACUAUAUUGCACGCUGCUCUAUAUCGAUGCUGUCGCAGGUUUGAUUGGCAAGCAUCGAAAAAUCAUGCCGACCGGGGCAGAGAGGCUUGUGUGGGGGUUCGGAGACGAGUCUACCAUUGCCGUGCAUGACAUGACUUUGCCGUCUUUGCAGAACGUCAAUGGUCACGGGAACAAGGCCAAAGUCUCGGGCGUCAUCUGUUGGGAGAAUUAUCAGCCCUUGUUACGGUAUCACAUGUAUCGACAGGGCACUCAAAUAUACACAGCUCCUACUGUGGAUGCUCGAACGACUUGGCUCCCCUCUAUGCAAUUUAUUGCCCAGGAAGGACGGUGUUUUGUCUUGUCGGCGUGUGCCUUUGCCAAGAAGGAAGACUUCCCUGCUGACCAUGCCGCUCAACAAGCACCGGACGAUAUCAUCAUUGCUGGUGGGAGCUGCAUCAUCUCUCCGCUGGGUGAAGUCUUGGCUGGUCCAUUGCGUGAGGAAGCUGGCCUUCUCUUUGCAGAGAUUGACCUGGACGACAAUAUCAGGGGUGCGCUGGAUAUGGAUGUUACGGGCCACUACUCGCGGUCAGACAUUUUCCAGCUGCACGUCAAGGGAUAUCCUGAAGAUAAGUCCAAAGCAGUUUAA
Molecule: messenger RNA, 873 nt
Organism: Protomyces lactucae-debilis
Lineage: Eukaryota; Fungi; Ascomycota; Taphrinomycetes; Taphrinales; Protomycetaceae
Product: carbon-nitrogen hydrolase
Exons: 1
Coding region: 1-873 (290 amino acids)
Biological process (GO): detoxification of nitrogen compound
Molecular function (GO): nitrilase activity; nitrile hydratase activity
Source: RefSeq, a predicted model, not a curated record